Messenger RNA from Dufourea novaeangliae, 4581 nucleotides. RefSeq names its product regulator of G-protein signaling loco (gene loco). Gene Ontology annotation, molecular function: GTPase activator activity; protein binding. NCBI's taxonomy places the organism in Eukaryota, Metazoa, Arthropoda, Insecta, Hymenoptera, Halictidae. The record is from RefSeq and is a predicted model, not a curated record. Bases 104 to 4216 code for a protein of 1370 amino acids. Gene Ontology annotation, biological process: signal transduction. The transcript has 14 exons.
GAGGCAAAAAUGGUUCAAGAUACAUUCUGGUAUGUGAAACAAUUGGUUCGAUGAUAAUUCAAUCGGUAGAUUUAACGAGUAUUAAUGAAAAGAAAACUCAAGAAUGCAUCAGAACCGAAGAAAGAAAAAGCGAGUGAAUUACGGCGUAAGAACAGUGGAGGUGUUACGCGGAACGAAGGGGUUCGGUUUUACGAUCUCGGGACAGCAACCUUGUAUUUUGAGUUGCAUCGUUCCAGGGAGUCCAGCAGAAAGUGCAGGUUUACGAGCCGGCGAUUAUUUGGUAUCUGUCAAUGGUCACAACGUCAGUAAAUUACCUCACGAUGACGUUGUGCAGUUAAUCGGUCGUUCCAAAGGUAUUUUAAAAUUACAAAUAGCUGAAAAUUACUAUUCUGAUUCUUCGGAUGAAGAAGGAGUUGCAACAGUGCGCUGUAAGCCUAAGUAUACUCAUAAGCCACGAACAAGUAACAUGGGGGCAUUGCAAUUACAAUGCAGAGUUGCCAAAGUCGUACGAGAUCUACAAAGUGGCAUUAUGUUUGAUAUGACAGAGAGAACAUCAACCGAAGUACAAGACCAAGAAAACUAUUGCAGUUUACAUUAUCAUUGGGAUAUGUCUAGUCCUCUUCCACCACCGCCGCCUCCAGCGUUACACAAAAGAGAUUCUGAAAAAAUAGUGCAUAGAACAGUUGUUGGUUAUCUAGGAACUAUUGAUAUUCCAAAUCAAUUGCAUCCGUCUUGUAUGAUGCAGGUUUUGAGAAAAUGUAUAAAACGCUUGAAAGCAGAGAAAAGAAAUCCUACUACGGUGCUUUUAACUAUACAUGUGGCAAAUAUAAAGCUGACCAAUUCGGAAAAUCGUGUCAUAGCAGAAUAUCCAUCAUACAGAAUAAUUUUUUGCAAUUCUUUUUCUGAACAAGAUAAACAGUAUUUCGGUAUACUGACCAAAUCUGUUAAGGAUAAAGAGAAUAUUGUCUCAAAUUCGUGUCAUGUUUUUACAAUUUAUUAUAAAUUGAUAGAUCACACUGUACACUCCAAUGCGUGUAAUAUAUUUGGAUUUACAUGUACCAAGACAUCCGAACUGAACGUUUGUCAAGAGUUUCCUGACAGUUGUAACAGCCUCAUUGGAGCCAUUCAAACUUUGUAUAUAUCAGACUCUGCGAAUGCAGAUGGGAAUUCUUACAAUGAAAUGCGAAGGCAGCAAGAUGCUUCUUCUCCGCAGCCGAGUAACAUAAGUACUUCUACAGCACAUUCCAGUAACAGUGAUUCUGGAAUUGGUUUUAAAGAUGAUUGCACCAGCCGUAUGAAUAAAAGCAUUCCACAAAAUGUCAUUCGAAGAAGGUGCUACCCAACAUCGGAAUACAAGAAUGCAUGUGCACAGCCUACGAAAAUGUACGAUAAUACAGCUGUUGAUUUUCGAUUAACAGUUCGAGCUGUAUCUAAUGCAUGUUGGAGUGAUAGAAAUGAAUCAGAUGCGUGUAAGGGUAAUAUGAAAUCGUCUCGUGAAAGUGUUAUUUUCAAUGAUUUUUGCAACGGAAUAAGCGGAUGCACGGCAUCGAUAGAAAAUCAUGAGGUGCAUUCGGACUCACAAAAGGGAACGGAGAGGGGGAAUUUGACCACCUGUCCACCAUUACCAUUACCAUUACCAGCUGCUUCUACAACGAAGCAGGGGUUGGUUAGUUCGUCCGUUGGUUCGCUCGCGUCCGUUUGCACCACCGCGAUGCUGCACGGUAUAGAAGAUCGUGUAGAAACAUCCGACGAUUCUAUAUUUAGAUCGAAAACCUUACAGACAUUUACAAAAUUGACAGAAUCGGAAGAAACGAAUAAUCGGGACAAAUUUAGUCCAAAAGUAUUUUCUAAUAUUUCCAAGUCGUUAGUGCAUAGCUUUGAAGAUCUUAAAGCAAGCAUGGAUUAUCCUCGACCCCUGUGCCAAACUUAUUCGGAUAAAUCUGACAAUUCACGUCCUUGGGGAAGUUUGCAAGAAAUUCGAAAUGUUGGAAGCUGUAUACAGGAUACUUGUCUGCAUGGUAGUACGGAAUUGUGCGACAAAAACACCACUUACAAAGGUAUACGUGCAUGGGCUAGUGGCUUCGAGAAAUUGCUGGAAGAUCCAAAAGGGUUGCAAACGUUUGCGGAAUUUUUAAAGAAGGAGUUUAGUCAUGAGAACAUCUAUUUUUGGGCUGCCUGUGAGAGAUAUAAAGAUACAAAAGAUGUUAUCACUCGAUGCAAGAUGGCCGGUCAAAUCUAUCAACGUCAUUUAUCAAAUACAGCGGCUGAACCUGUAAACGUUGAUAGCCAUGCUGCUGGUCAAAUAACUCUUGAACUUCUAAACGAAGCUCCUGCUGAUUUGUUUCUGCAGGCUCAAAAGCAAGUUUUUAAUUUGAUGAAAUUUGACAGUUAUCCGAGGUUUUUAAGAUCAGAUCUCUACCAUCGUUGCAUCGAAACGGGAUGUUCUGUAGUUGGUACAGAGGAUUGCGAUUUAAAUCUGACCAAUUCGCCUAGUGUAAAAUUAAAAAAGAGCCAUUCUGAUGCCGAAGAUCGAUGUAGGAAGUCUAUACUUCCAUGGAAUAGGAAGAAUAGAUCUAAGUCAAAAGAUCGCGGGGAGACCGAAUACAAUAAAACUCCGAGCAGAAGCGAAACCAUUUAUAAGAGUUUUACAACUAUGAAGAGAGAAUCGGAAGGUAAUAACAACGACGACAGUAUUUCUAUAUCUAGUAGCAGGUCUUCAUUAGCUUCCUGGGAUUUGGCCUUGAGACAAUCGUUUCACAAACACUCUUUAUCGUCCUACGAAGGACAGUCGAACGAAUCGAAAGAAGUUCGUACCAAAUGUGCCGGGUUGUGUCGGGUUAUAUUACCCGACGGAUCGACUACGGUUGUGCCAACUAGCCAAACGGAGAGUAUUAGAGAUGUGGUUACACGCCUCCUAGAUAAAAGAGCUCUUCGAUACUCUAACUAUGACGUUCUAAUCCUAGCUACGGAAGAGACAAUAGAGGCGAAAUAUCCAUCGUCCGUACUGGCUGGUCAAGAAGUGGAAGUCGUUCCGACGAAAAUAUUGAAGGUAGAUUUACCUUCGCGACGUGUAAUAACUGUGGUUGCGCAUAAAGGUAGAACACUUAAAGAAGUGUUGAAACCACUUUUAAAUAAGUACGGUUUUAAUGUAAAUACAAUCCAGGUAUGGAGUGAAAAUCACUGUGUUUGUAUGGAUUUGCCAGCUAUUGAUUCUCCAGCCAGAUUGACGUUAACGAACGUAAAAGAUGAAGAUCCUCAGAAAGAGUUGCACACGGUUAAAUACACGCACGACGUACCACUUACUCAACCUACGUUGGACGAGAUCACUAACAGGGUUUUCGAAGAACUUUUGGUCGGCAAAGGUGCAAGCAAAUAUCAGUAUAACGAAGGCUCGUGUAAGUCGGAUGAUCAACGCUCCGAAGGUUCCUCUAUUUUACCCAGCAAAUUUUUUCUCCGAGAUUCUACGAUGCAUGGAAAGAAAAAGGGAAAGUCCAAGUGUAGUUUGAACGAUAAAGGGAAUGUGAACGAUUAUAUGUCUGAAGAAACGGUCAAGCCUCAUCCUCCUUUAAUAGCGAAGUGGCGGAACGGGGUUAAAUUACAAUUACCAGGAAAAUUUGACGGUGAAGAUCUGUACGAAGGUUUGAAACGAGCUCAACGGUCCAGACUGGAGGAUCAGAGAGGAACGGAGAUCAAUUUUGAGUUGCCAGAUUUUUUAAAGAACAAGGAGAACGGUAAGCCAACGGAUCGCAACAAGUUUCGAAGACAUAGGAUAAUAUCCGUCAGUUCCGAAGCGAACGCCAAGUUUUAUGGGUCAAUUGAGGAACGGAAAAAUUACGACGGACAGGAUCAAGACGUUAUGGGUCCGUCGAAAAACGGAAAUACUAACGAAAAGAUUGCUGUAGCUAUCACUGGAAAAGAAGCUCUGAGUAAAUCUAGGGAGAAUUCGAUUACUUUAGACGCGUCCUUGAUCGAUGGAGAUCAUCGGACCGUUGUAAAGAAUGGAUCUGCCUCUGAAACAACGGUCGUGGAUACCAUCAACAUGCGAGCAAUAUCGGUCGUAAAAUCAUCGAAACCUCCUCCGCUUCCACCAAAACCGAAGAAUCUUAUUACAAAUGUUACGAAAACCGGGUACAUCGUAUCCACGAAGUCUUUACCAAAAUCUACUCGAACCGUUCCACUUAGCCCAACCGAAUUGGGUCGUAAAAAUAUGUUUUAACGCAUUGGAAAGAAUAUGUUUUUUUACUCACCAGGUUUGCACACUUCUUACAAACUGUAGCACUUACUUUGUGCAUAUCUAUUUUUAUACAGUCUAUUGUGUACAUUCGUACGUAUAUGUGUGUACCAAGGUACAUAGAGCGAAAAGUAUUUAAGAGGGAAUACAUAUGCAAAGGUCCAGUGCAUGCUGCCACCACGACAUUGUACUACUAUUAUACGUGAGUCCGACUGAUAUCAAUCUAGAUCUAGAAUCUAGAGCCUGAAAUUUAAAAAGUGCCUCGAUACGAACUCAUGUUCGAUAUAUGUAGUCGCUUAGUUUAUAAAUAUUUAUGACCCUUUUAUGAUACAGCUGUUACUCUCCUGGUU